Messenger RNA from Taeniopygia guttata (zebra finch), 1068 nucleotides. RefSeq names its product adipose secreted signaling protein (gene ADISSP). Lineage: Eukaryota; Metazoa; Chordata; Aves; Passeriformes; Estrildidae. The record is from RefSeq and is a predicted model, not a curated record.
GGCGGGCCGCGGGUGGUGGCGGAGAAUUCCCGGACGAUGCCCCCCGGCCGCUGACAUUGGGGACAGCGACAUCGCAGGGGACAGAUGGCGACAGCCGGCAAGGGCAGCAAGGGGAAGGGGACAGGAGUGCGCUUCACCCCCGAGGGGACACAGGGCCACCCCCAGGAGGGGACACAGGGCCACGUCCACUUCCAGGAGCAGCUGCACGACUCGGCCGUGAUGGUGACACAGGACAAGGACGGCCACUUCCUCGUCAAGGUGGGAUUCCUGAAGAUCCUCCACAAGUACGAGAUCACCUUCCAGCUGCCCCCCGUGCCCAACCUGGGCAAGGACGUUUGUCCCCUCCCUGUCCCCAACCCCAACCUGCGCAUCAUCAGCGUCACCUCCCUGCCGGAAGGGCACAACGUGCGCUGCGAGUACACGGCGCACAAGGAGGGGGUGCUGAAGGAGGAGCUGCUCCUGGCCGGACACAGCCCCACCCACAUCAAGGUCACCGUCCAGGCCCGGGUCAUGGACCGCCACCACGGGACGCCGAUGCUCCUGGACGGGGUGCGCUGCGUGGGAGCCGAGCUGGAAUACGACUCGGAGCAGAGCGACUGGCACGGCUUCGACUGACCCCAAACCCCACCCGGGGGGACCCCAAAGUCCCCAAAAGCACAAGGACGGUCCCCAAAGCGGGUGGGGAGAACCCCCUUGUUGCUGCUGCCGCUGCUUCGCCCUCACCCCGCAGCCCGGGGGGGUUUUGGGGAAUUGUGCCUCUUGGGGUGGGAAUCUUCCUCUCUCUGGGGUGGGCCAGGAAUUUUGCCUGUGGAAUGUGGGGUGGGAGCGGGGAGUCCCCCGUGGUUUCGGGGUUGGGGCCGUGCCCCCCAGCCAUGUCCUUGUGUUGCUGCCAGCGCCUCUUUUUUGGGUUUUUUCUCCGAUUUUUCUCCGAUUUUUCCUGGUUUUUUCCCCUCUUUUCCCUUUUUUUUUUUUUUUUCCUCGUGGUACAAGGACCAGGAGCAGUUUCAGGAAGUUUUAUGUGCCUACACAUAUACAUAUAUAUAUAUAUAUAAAUAUAAAGAUAUCUUA